Harpegnathos saltator (Jerdon's jumping ant) is the source of this 5895-nucleotide messenger RNA. RefSeq lists its product as uncharacterized. The record is from RefSeq and is a predicted model, not a curated record. The coding region runs from base 82 to 5826 and encodes 1914 amino acids. The transcript is spliced from 2 exons. NCBI's taxonomy places the organism in Eukaryota, Metazoa, Arthropoda, Insecta, Hymenoptera, Formicidae.
UACAAUAACCAACAAUAUAUCACGAAGGCCACGAAAGCUAAUCAAAGAUCGGUCCUUUCACCAUCGUCGCUACCAUCGCAGAUGCGAUUUGAACAACGACAGCCGAGGGAAACGAAUCAGAAGGGAAAGCGUUGCAGCGCGCAUCUUCGGAAGAGCAGAUUUUCUCCGUCGGUAGGAAGAGCCAGAAAUUCGGACGGAAACGUCAAUAUGAAGACCUCCCGGGACAUUCCCUAUGUUUCUGCAAGAAACCCCAGAUAUUCGACUGAAAGCUCCGCGGCCACGAGCUGGACGAUGGAGACGCGCAACGAGAACAAAACGCUCCUGCGAGCCCUUCAAGACAGCCUGAAGGACGCGCAAGACGCGAACGUGGAUUCUCGAGAAGAGACGAAGAAAUGCAACACGUUCGUCUGUUACUGCCAGGAGGAGAACUGCGUGCGAAAAUCAUCGAGAACCAGCUCGUCGCGGACGUCGGGAUCUUCCAGGAGAAAGCUCGGCAGGACGAACCGUCGAAGGCCAACCGAAUACGAAUACGGAAACACCGGACCAGUUCUCGAAGCGAGUGUCCUGCGCCCAGAAUCGCCGAGAUGGUACCAUGAAGCUCGCCAUGAACCGCACGUUCUCGGCCUGAUCAACUCUGUCCCGAUACAACCGCCUCAAGAAAUAAUGCAUCCCGCCUUCUUCGCGCCGUUUCUGCACGGAGUGCCGCUGGUUGCGCCUUCGAUGAUCGGAAAGGAUGACCCCAACGUCGCUUUCCCGAGCGCCUCGUUCGACGGCAGACCCGACUUUGCCGUCGGAAGCAACAAUGUCAACCAGCAUCAACGCGGACUGAUUCUCCGUCAAGGUUCGCAGGAAUGGCCUCAAGAAAAUCGACACCUCGAUACCGUGACCGUGCCGAAUACUUCUUCAGCAUCGAUUGGCAACCUAGCAGCGAUGAUCAACUUGAGCGAAGAAAAUGGCACCACGGACUUCUCCAUUUCGCACGAGACAGUUACCGUGAAUCACCUCGACGCGACGAUCAGUUCCGUGACAGAAAAUGAUGUCCUGUCGAAAGAGACCAUCGAGACCAGCGAAAUAAACGAAGCGGAUAUCUCUCCAGGAUUACGUGCGACGCUCUCGACGGAUCACGUCGUUUCAACGACUGAGGCAGGAGCGAGCGGUAACUUCGAAUCCUACUCUCUAGGAGCAACAAUCGGGGCGGAUUUGGACGAGCAGUUUCCUUCCAGAUUCAUCACGACGCCGGAGAUAAGUGUGAGAACUGGCUCGGAGGAGACGAAGAGCCAUCUCAAUCCGUAUUAUUCCGAAACAACCACAAUGAGCACAAGUCGAUCGGAGUCAUCCACGGAUCUUUUAUGGGGAACUACGUUACCCUGGACGGAUAGGCCAUACUUGAAAGCAGAAAAUAAUUAUGAUCAGACAACGAAGAUCAGAAAUGUUCCGUUAACGAGCACCAAUACACCGCACGAAUACACGAGACGUUCGCCAACAGAACUUUAUCUGUACGUUGCAACCAGUGAGCGAACUGAUAAGCUACGUGACGGCUACAACGUGCAGUGGUAUCCGGACGCGAGCAGAUCACCUGACAGUAAGCAAGUGGCUGACAAAAGUAUUCCGAUGAAGAAACUGGCGGGGCAAACGAUCGACGAGAUCGAAGAGAGUACGAGAGGUGAAUUGUUAGAGAAGAGCAAGAGUCACGCGACGAUGUUGUUGGGCUCAAGUUACGACGGAGAAUCAACUACGGCGAGUUCAGCGGCGAGUGAGAAGUUUUAUUCCACGAUCUCGCACGAGUCUAACGUGGACGAUUACGUAGCGACGAACACAAUCCACGACAAUUCAGAGACGAGUAUUUUUCCGUUCAAUCCGAGAUCCCACGGAGGAAAAACGACAACUUCCUAUUACGAUCUCACGACUGAGCGUAAACUCGAAGAGGCAACCGCGGACGUCCUGAUGGAAUCGAUAACUGAGACCUAUAGUCGAAUAGGGUCUCUUCAAGAUCAACUUACGGAAGCAGAGUACUUGAAUUGUGAAGAGACGAAGAGCGAUGAUAAUAAAGGAGACCUGGAGUACACCACCGAGAGUCUCGUGAAGAUAAGCGACUUGUCGACGAAGAGAUUACCUUUUUACGACAAUUCUCUACUGCUGAACUCCAUCAGGAGAGUCAUCAACAACUUCGCGUUAGAUAGUGACUUGGCGAAGGCGCAAGAUCUCGACGAGGACGCGCUUCGGGCGCAAGGCAAGAGUCUGCUGCCGGAAAUCCUGCAGAUUCCGAACCUGAAGGACAUCCUGUCGUCGUCGCUAAUAAAAGACACGAUUGUAGGGAAGGUGAAAGGCAUCCUGUCUAAAAGUAUAAGCGAGACGAACGGUUGGUCGCACGAUGUGAUCAGGAACGCGCUGCGCGACUUGUUGGAGGGUUUCCACAGUCCUCAUCAUGUAAUGAAGUCUUCUCCGAUAAAAGUCGAGGAGCACCAAUUUAACAACGGGCUAUGGAACACCAAACUGGUGACUUUGCCGCCCGUUCACGAGGAGAAGUCUGGCAAGCCGUCAACAGUGCCGAGACGCUUGUGGGAGAACAUCAGAGACCUCCUGGGAUCUCCAGCGGUUGCCUCGCAAGCGGACCGGCAGAUCGUGCGGAACAUGAUCGUGCAGAGUCUGAAGAAUAGUUUGGCUAAAACAGCGGAGAGAGAAAUUAACAACCUAAUUAAUGACACGGUAAUCCUUGAUACAUUGAACGGCGCGCUGCAAUGGCUCAGAGGAUCACAGGAUAUGAGUGCGAAGGAUGCGUCGAAAGAAAGCGAAGUGAAACCGAAGGUCGAGUCUGCCAAUGACGAAGAGGCCGUGAGCAUUUCGAGAGGGACGUCGACGUGCUACGAGAGCGUAAAAGACGACUAUGAGACGAAAGGGGAACUUGAAGAAUCGGUCACGAGCGAUGUGAAGCAAUUCGAGAAGGACACACCGCUGGAUGGUACCGAGACACGGAGAAUGAGCUACCAGAAAGUUAAGAAACUGAACAACAAUGUCCAAGUAUUAAUCGUUACCGAGCCGUCGGAUUUAAUAGAGCUUGGGAAACCGUACGAAGGAAAAGAUAUAAGCCUGACUCUGCUUCCGGGAGCAACUACUGAGGCUUUCCAAGGAAUAGAGAAUGUCCUGAAUUCAAUGUCGAUGGAACCUGUUGAAGCACAGCAGAACGACGAAGAAGCACGAGACGGUGAAUCGUGGGAGCGUACGACGACUUAUCAGCAAUCUUCUGAAACAUAUAUCUCGCAGGCAACAACUGGACGCACGAACAAAGAUGUUCACACGACGGAAGGAACCGAUCGAGACAGUGUCUUGGACAAAGCGGAGCACGUUGGUGAACAGGAGCCAUCGAGAAUAACGAUUUCAGUGGACAACAUCGAAGUGACAAUAGCUUCCGCGCAAUCAAAUCCACGGACGAAUGAAUUGCCUGAGACGUCGAACGAGGAAAGCAACGUGGUCUCGAGAACCGAAGCAGUCUCUUUGCAGAAUGAGGCAACACCUUUGGUUUCGCGAUACUCGGAGACAAAUACACAGGAGAAGACCACGAGGGAGUUCUCGAGCUCCUGCGGCUUCCUGAAAGAAACCAACGAGAUCUCGUCAACGAAGAAGCCGGAAGGUAAAAAGAAGGAAAUUCUCACUUUCGGAAAAAUAGCGAAGUGGAACAGCGAAGUGACGACUAAUCUCGAUGAAGUGGCCACUGAAAUCACGAAGCAAAAUAGUUUUACCACUGAAUCCUUAAUUGUUGACGAAGCUGAAGCGUUUGAUAAACAACUUGCUGUCGUUGCUCUUGCGCCGAAUUUGAUGUCAUCAUCGGCUGACGACGAAAGACAAAGCAGCACGAUAAAUGUUUACAACGAAAGCUAUUCUGACGUCGGAACGGCACAAGACAACACGAUGAAUCCGAUGAAGGAGUGUUCCCACAAGUACGAUGAAAUGGAUCCAGCGAUGAUGCGCGCAACGAACAUUGACGUGUUGCCGAUCAGUUAUUAUUCGCCGAAUAAUCGAGUUUUGGAUUACGUGAAGAAUCAUCGCGUCGAUAACGAAGAUGAGACCACCCCGGUAAUUGUAAGCUCCAUGCGGAAGUCGUCAUCGGAUUACGCACGGCCAUCGGAGGACGCAACUUUGAACCAAGGCAUGAAGGCUGCUGCGAAUACGAAGCAGGGAAUAAUAUAUGUUUUGAACGAGAACGUAUCUUCACCUAGCGAAGAUACAGCUAGUAACUCGACUUUGUCUGCGAAUGAUGAUGAAAAUCGAAAAAUGGAAGCCACUGUCUUUUCUUCUUCCUCUUCCUCUUCGGAUGUUGAUUCUCUGCAGUCACAACAGCAGAAGUUCCAAACAGGAGAUAUGAUUAAAAUUCACGAGGUCACUACCGAAGUAGAGAAAACUUACGCGAAAACGGUGUACUUCCAACCGCGGCAAUUCGAUCUCGAAGACAACUCGAGAACCAAUUCACUUGCGAUUGCUCUUUCGAGCACUGCAAGUAGCAAUGAUAAUUUCAGCAAAAAUGGGAACAGCAAAGGCACCAACAACGAUCCAAGAGAUAAAAAACUCAAUGACAUUGGUAUCAUUGUCACAGAAGCGAAUAAGAACAUCGAUUCCGCUACCGAAUCAUCUACAAACGAUAUUUCUGACACUCUUCAGCUAUUUCCUACUUUAACUGCUUCCGAAGAAAGUAUCGCACAGCUCCAGAGAUCGCAGCUUUACUAUAUCGACGACGGCAUCAAGCUACCAUUGGAGAUAAAGAAGUUAAAGGAUGGUACCUAUACGUUAUCAGUUUCCAAGAACAUAUGCGAACUGAUCCUGAAGAGAAAGUGCUGUGUACCACUACAAGGACACGUGCUUCAAUCAUCGAGACCAGAUACACACAUGAGUGAUGUCGAAGAAGAUUAUCAAUUGAACACUCAACUUCCAAGUGCCACGAUCACGUUAAGAAACACACUGCAGAAGUUGGAAGAACUAGAAGAAAAAUUAAAUCUUACCAAUGGUCGUAGAAAGCGAGACUUGAUCGAAAGCGAUUCAAAGCCGAUCAUUUCGAUGCCAGUCCUCGAUUUUGUGAAAAAGUACAACUUAUCACUCGACUUCAACGAGGAUGAAGUGCCAAUGAUGGAAUUUAGAUCAAGCGAAAAGAUCCGGAACUCCGGUAACUCAUUAAAGCAAUUAGUUGAGGAAUCUGAAGAGAGUCAGAUGAAAGAAAAGAAUCGUGACGUUUACUCAGGAAAAGAAUUAAUACAAAAUGAAUUACAAAAUAAAAAGGAAAAUAAAGUUGACAAACUUCAAGGUUCGAUGAACAUUCGAGAUGAGGAUAUAUUGGGAGGAAAUGUCGAGAAUUUAAUGAAAGCUAAAUUGCAAAAGUCUAGAGAAAAAGUGAGUCGGUCGAAAAAAGUCAAGACAUCAAGACUGAGUAAAUUAGAAGCUGAAAACGAUAAUCAACGAAGUAUGAAUAUCAAUCAGAUUAUGGAUCCUGACAGUCGAGAGGACAGUUUUAUUUCAAAAGAGACUGACAUUUCCAAAGGAGAAACAAAAUUCAAAAGCAAUGAAAUGAAAUGGGGAGACUUUGAAAUUCUUGUUAAGAGGAAAGGAGAGAUACCUGAAGAAAUAAAGUUGGUUAAACUAAACAAAGAAAAGGAAAAUGAGCAGCACAUGGAUAGUGCUGAGCAGAAUAAAUUUAAUGUUCCAGAGGUUAACAUUUUCAAAAAUAUGAAUGGAAGGCCGUAUAGAUAUCAAAGAAAUAUAAGAAAUAGUCCAAAUAAAGGGACAGAAAUAAUAAAAGAUUUCCUCUAUUGGCUGAAAAGCCUUUUCUUGAACACAAAUUAAUCACAAUAAAUGAACUAAAGAUCCACACUUUCUUUCUUUUUAUAUGUUAAAUAUUUCAUAAUAUUAGAA